Molecule: messenger RNA, 4056 nt
Organism: Vespa velutina
Lineage: Eukaryota; Metazoa; Arthropoda; Insecta; Hymenoptera; Vespidae
Gene: Sac1
Product: phosphatidylinositol-3-phosphatase SAC1
Exons: 8
Coding region: 786-2537 (583 amino acids)
Biological process (GO): phosphatidylinositol dephosphorylation
Cellular component (GO): endoplasmic reticulum
Molecular function (GO): phosphatidylinositol-4-phosphate phosphatase activity
Source: RefSeq, a predicted model, not a curated record
GUGUAUUGCUAUAAAUAGUACAAUCUUAUAUUACGUAUAAAAUGUAUAUAUUCGAUGUAUUUUGCUAAAUUUUAUAAAAAUAGACUAUUCUUAUCAGAUAUACUGUUUAUGCAAAUGCACUAACUAUUUUUUCAGUUUAAGAUUGGAAGCCAACUAAAUUCCUGUUUACAUCAAAAUCAAGUUAAUGUCUAUAUCGUAAUAUUUUAUAGUAGUGGAAAUCUUAAAUUAUAGAAUUAGGUGAAAUAUUCAUAAAUUUUGUUGUGAAAAAUAUAUUUUUAUACGUGAAUUUUCAAUUUUAAUGAUCAAAAAUAAGAGAUUUUAAUAUAAUAUAUAACCGUUCACAGAUUUACAACGUUUAGCCAUAUAAUUAUAAUAUUAUAACUAUAAUUAUAAUAUUUUUAAUUAUUUGAGCAUUUUUUUACAAAACUAUAAUUAUUAAGUAUUUCAUUUUACAUUCACGGAUUGAGUAAGCACUUUAACAUUAGCCAAUCACGAAAGACAUCAGUGCAUCGAGAUAGUUCUGCGUAAGAAAAUCAACCGUAACCUAACUAUAGUGGUCAUUGUGUUGUAAUUCUGACAAAUAAUGUUAGUUGCAAAAUUAAAUUGACAAUAAAUUUCUAAUAAAUUGUCAAUACGUUUUUUAGGCAUAUUUCUGUUACCAUUCUCAUAGUUUUAUUUGUGUAAUCGAUUACGAGUUACAACACGAUUAUAAUUCAUUUUAUUUAACGAUCUUUUUUCCGAGGUUUGCAUAAAUUUAUAAUUUAGCACUACACAUUUCACGCAAUAUGAAGUUAAGUACUGAUCUGUAUGAUAACUUAUAUUUAUAUGCUACGCCAGAGAAAUUUUAUGUUGAGCCAGCUGGUAUUAAAGUAUUACUUGUAGUCGAUAGAGUAAGUCAACAAGUUUAUACUCAAGUUGGUACAGCCAGCCUAAUACCACCUACUGCGAGUCGUAGAAAAAUAUGGGGCAUAGUAGGAUCUAUCCGUCUCUUAGCGUGUCGUUAUCUCAUAGUAAUUACAGAUGCGCUAAUGAUUGGAACAAUAGCAGGUCAACAAAUUUAUAAAAUUGUUUCCACAGAUGUGAUACCAUAUUCAAGAUCGUCUUUACAUUUGAGUGAAAAACAAGUACAGAAUAAUGCCACAUAUUUAGAAAUGGUUAAAUCUGUUUUAAAUACACCUUACUUUUACUUUAGUUAUACAUACGAUCUCAGUCACACUAUCCAAAGGCUUCAUAAUACCACACCUGAAUUUCUACAGAUGACACUUUAUGAUAGAGCAGACCUUCGAUUUGUAUGGAAUGCUUACCUUUUGCAAGAUUUAACAGCAAGGAUCGAAUUAUACAAAUUUUGCCUGCCCAUUAUACAUGGAUUUAUAUCAUUGAACACUGUUGUUGUCAAUAGUAUUGCAUUCAAUUGGGGUAUAGUUUCAAGGCGCAGUAUACAUCGUGCUGGUACAAGACUUUUUUCGCGUGGUAUAGAUUCUACUGGAAAUGUUUCUAAUUAUGUAGAAACAGAACAGUUAAUCGAAGUAAAUGGAUAUCGUAGUUCUUUUGUACAAACGCGAGGUUCCAUACCUUUGUUUUGGUAUCAAGCUCCAAAUUUGAAAUAUAAACCUAAGCCCCAGUUAAGUGUUCAUGAAGAUCAUCAGACUGCAUGUGCUAGGCAUUUUGAUUCUCAGAUUUUCCAUUAUGGAAAACAAAUUUUAGUAAAUUUGAUUGAUCAUCAUGGACCAGAAGCUAUAUUAGAAAAAUCAUAUCACGAUGUUGUUCAGAGAAUUAAUAAUCAAAACGUACGAUAUGAGGCUUUCGAUUUUCAUGCGGAAUGUAGAAGAUUAAGAUGGGAUCGAUUAAACAUUUUGAUGGACCGAUUAGCUCACGAUCAGGAACAAAUGAGUUAUUUUCUUCUCACAAGAGACGGAUUACUGCUUUCUGUGCAAGAUGGUGUUUUCCGUACAAAUUGUAUCGACUGUCUUGAUCGUACUAACGUUGUUCAAAGUAUGUUAGCGAAAAGAGUUUUGAAUGAAGUAUUAACGAAGUUGGAAGUAUUACGGAAGAUUGAAGAUCAUCCUUCUUUUGAAAAUCUUUUUAAGCAGGUAUGGGCUGAUAAUGCAGAUAUUGUAAGUAUACAAUAUUCUGGUACAGGUGCAUUAAAAACGGAUUUUACACGAACCGGUAAACGUACAAAAUUGGGUGCAUUUAGAGAUGGUAUAAAUUCAUUAACAAGAUACUAUAAAAAUAACUUUGCCGAUGGUUAUCGACAGGAUUCACUGGAGCUAUUCUUAGGUCGCUAUAUCGUGCAAGAUGGCGAAUGUACUUUGAUUCAAUGUCCCUUGGAAUCUGAACGAAAUUGGCGAUACGCUACAUUCCCAUUAGUUUUGUUGGUUGCAUCAUCAAUGCUUGUUGCACAUAUAAUUCUUCCCUCUCGAUAUACUACAGAAGUUUUGCUUUAUAUGUUAUUUUGGGGUGCUAUGGUUGCAGGAACUUUUGCAACCAUCAUUCAUCAUGGAAAACAAUAUGUAGAUAAACCUAAAUUAAUAUAGAAGGAAAAUAGAAUUCCUUUUUAAGGCAUACGUACUAUAAGAACUUAUAAUUAAUGAGGAAAAAUAAUUUAAAUCAAGAAAGGCUUUAACUUUAUACACUUUUCAUUGUUAAGCUGUUAAAUUGUAGAAGUGCUUUAUUAUAUGAAAGUUAAAAGGGAAUAUUAAUGUAUAUUCCUGCAUUCCGUAUAAUUUUUCUUCAUGGAUUAUAAAACAUUAUAGUACAUAUUUUCAUAAAUUUUAAGCUGUACAUACAUAUAGCUCAAAAAAUUCCGAGGGGACAUUGAAAGCAUGUAUUCUAUACGAAGUGGACAAAUGUAUCAUGGAAUUGCUUUUCAUUUUUCUUAAGUGGUCAUCGUAGAAGUAGGCUUUUUGACAAUAUUCAAUUUUAUAAGUAGAAUGUAUAUUAUACUAUUUUUAAAAGAUAUUUGUUCUCUGGGAUUGGCUUUACAUCUUGAAAAAAAGUCAUCCAUAGUCUCAUAUAACUUUAAGUCUUUAGUUUCUGGGAAUACCUGUGUAGACAAGGCACUGAUAAACGUUGUUAAGCCACAGAUCGAGUUUGGUACCCACCAUCCAUAAAUAACCUGUAAUUAUAAUGAAAUUAUAUUUAAAAUUUUCUGUAUCUUGAACAUCCCAUUUUUUUGGAUUUUAGUCUAUUAUAUAUGAUAUUGCAUUUUAUGAUGAAAAUAUUUACUUAGCGGAAAGGGAUAUAAUAAUCAUAAAAAGAGCAUUUGUUACAGAGUAGAGAUAAAUUUCUUUUUUAAAAAUUAAUAUCAGAAGUUAUGCAAUAACGAUUAUGUGAAUUAUAACUUUUAUGUUACAUUUUUUAUAUACAUGUUUUCGUGUAAUAUAUAAAUAUAAUAUAUAGUAAUAUAUAAAGUUUUUAGAUAGACUAACUAAAUAGCAUAAUACAAUUUGGAUUAUCAAUGAAUUUUGGAAAGUCUAGAUAAGCUUUUUCGGGGAUUGUCCCAUUUAUUUUGCUGCAGAAGUGAUAUACGGAGAUCGUACUCUACUGGCACCAAUUAGUAGAACUUAUAAUCAUGUUGAAAAAUAACUUAUGGAAAUUUAUUUAACUAACUUUCGAUAUUUUAACAGACAUUACGAAGAGGAAGUACAUAAAUCAAGUAUGUAUAUAUAAUAUACACAUGUACGUGCGCAUACAUACAAUGUAAGCCUCUUUUUGCAUAUACAUAUACAAAAUUUAAUUUCUCAACUGCCACGAUAAAUGACAUUACAUGAAAUAUUUCUUCAGCCAAAUUAUAUGUAGUUGUAUACUUGAAACCAAAGUACCUCCUAACUAUUUUAUAUCUGUAUCUAUUCUGAAUCAUAUAAAUGAGGUUUAAAAGGCUUGCAGGGGAAAAAAUAUUUUUUAAUAUAUUGAAAAUACUUUUGCCGUAACAAAAUUAUGAUAGGUAGUAUACUUUCGUAUUAGUACUAAAAAAAAAAUUCUUAAUAUAAACGCGACAUUCUUAUUACAAACGAUGUAGAUAUUUAAUUGUGUUAAUAAAAACUUAACAACGCG